Chroicocephalus ridibundus (black-headed gull) is the source of this 9407-nucleotide messenger RNA. RefSeq names its product adaptor related protein complex 3 subunit sigma 1 (gene AP3S1). The coding region runs from base 165 to 746 and encodes 193 amino acids. Gene Ontology annotation, biological process: Golgi to vacuole transport; intracellular protein transport. Lineage: Eukaryota; Metazoa; Chordata; Aves; Charadriiformes; Laridae. The transcript is spliced from 7 exons. The record is from RefSeq and is a predicted model, not a curated record. Gene Ontology annotation, cellular component: membrane coat; AP-3 adaptor complex; intracellular membrane-bounded organelle.
ACGCCGCUAACGGCUGGUGCGCGCGACCGGCUGCUGCCGCCUCGAGAGCGCGAGGGCGGGGGAGGGGACGAGAGGAGGAAGAGGAAGAAGAAGAAGAAGAAGAGGAAGAGGAAGAGGAGGGCGCAAGGCAGCGAGCCCGGCGGCCGCCGCCCUCCCGCCCCACCAUGAUCAAAGCCAUCCUCAUCUUCAACAACCACGGCAAGCCGCGGCUCUCCAAGUUCUACCAGCGCUAUAGUGAAGAUACGCAACAACAAAUUAUCAGAGAAACUUUCCAUUUAGUAUCGAAACGUGAUGAAAAUGUCUGUAAUUUCCUAGAAGGAGGACUAUUAAUAGGUGGAUCUGAUAACAAACUAAUUUACCGACACUAUGCUACCUUGUAUUUUGUCUUCUGUGUUGAUUCCUCAGAAAGUGAGCUUGGCAUUUUAGACCUUAUACAAGUAUUUGUGGAAACACUAGAUAAAUGUUUUGAAAAUGUCUGUGAACUGGAUUUAAUUUUCCAUGUAGACAAGGUCCACAAUAUAUUGGCCGAAAUGGUCAUGGGUGGAAUGGUUUUGGAGACCAACAUGAAUGAAAUUGUCACUCAGAUUGAUGCUCAAAAUAAACUGGAGAAAUCUGAGGCUGGUUUAGCAGGAGCUCCAGCCCGGGCUGUUUCAGCUGUAAAGAAUAUGAAUCUGCCAGAGAUCCCAAGAAAUAUUAAUAUUGGUGACAUCAGUAUAAAAGUGCCAAACCUGCCCUCUUUUAAAUAACAUGGCUACUCCAGCUUUGUCUUUUGCAUUACUGUUGUUUAUGCUACCUUUCUCUUACCUGACAACAUGGCUUCUGCUGGAAAGGAUUCUUCUCUGGACAAUUCUUCCAGACUUUUCAAGAAGCUUCUCAGUUUGUUACUGGCCGGCAAAUAUUUAAUGCAAGGCUGCGACUGACAGCUGGAGAUUUCUUACUCAGAAAAUCUUUGGACGGGAAGAAAUUCUAUAUCAGAUUUUCACAGUAAAAUUGCACUCCAUUCAAAGAGAAAUUUUCUCUCGCACACACAAGAGGUACUGUACAGGAAGUCUGAAUGGUAGUAUUUUUUCAUAAAUAAAAACAGAUGGUAUGACAAUGUGGGCUUCCUCAUAGUAGCUGAGCCUGUCUAUUUGCCACCCCUUUGCCAGAGGAGUGUCUUAGUUUGCCAGGGGGAGGUGUUUUCCUCUUACCAUGUCAUAUGAUACUGACAGGCCUUAAACUAAAACCAGUCAGAGUGAGAUGGGAUACUUGAUUGACAGAAAUGAUGGAAAUUUCUGACGGUAUUCUUACUCUUGACCUUCUAGGGCUUGCUUUGUAUUGCUGAUAUUCAGAGGUUUUCCACCAUGCUGAUCUGCUUGUAUUCAUCCCUUUCAUGAGAGUGAUCUGCCUUUUCAAUUCUUUCUCCUAUUUCACCAGUGUCCUCUUAACUACUGCUUAGAAUUUAAAAUGGAAAUAAGCUGAGGGCUGUAAAUGAUUAAGCUCUUAAUUAUAAAUUUAAAUGUUUUUAAUGCCUCUGAAACUGAAAAAAACCCACCCUCAACACAUAUAUAUGUAUGCGUGUGUGUAUACACACACACAUAUAUAUAUGUAAAAAUAAUAUUAGUCAUUUUCACUAGCUGUUGUUAAGAAGGAGGAGAAGUCAUCUUGAGUUGUCCUUUAGCUGCAGAAGCCUGGCAACUAAUUUGCAAUACUGUACCUCCACAGGGCCUGCCUUUUAAGUGAUGUUCAUCAGGGUGCCCUUAUCAGUAAAUGAAUCACUGAAAGCCAUUUUUCCUAACUGGGCAUUUCUUAGAACUGCAAGUGAAAUGUUACUAAACAGUAGCUGAGGCUAUUUGGUACUUACGGUAUGUGAGACAACAGCUCGAGUUGAUUUGUCACGUAAGGUUUUCUUUCCUAUUUAGUUCAGUUUCUCUGCUAGUGAAAUUCUCUGGGGAGAAACCUUUUCAUGUGAUCAUAGCAAUUUAACUGUAGUAGGUAUUUGUACUACUCUUUGAUAGUCCUUGAUAAAUUAUGUACAGAGCUAAUUUUAUGGAGACUAUAACAUUAAUAAUACAAAUUAGUAUUUAAGCCUUCAGAAUGUCUUAACUAAUCUAUUUUUCCUGCAUUUCCCCACACCUCCUGUUUUUCUAUUGUCAGGAAGUCCUUGUGUCAUGGGUGGUUACUUGUCUCAAUAUUCCACAAGUUAAGUAUUUUCCACAUUUGUUUGUGUUCUGGGGAUGCAGGGUGAAGUGUCCUCAGAAAGCAAGUUGGAGGCUUGGGUGUAGCGGCUGUUAAGUUUGCUUGUCUCCAAACUGUGAUUGUCUCUCUCAUUAUGAAUUACGCCUUCCAAAUUCAAAGAUAUUUAUUGUGAAACUGAGUAACGAGGAGAAGAUUAAGUCUGAUUAGCCCAUGAGAGCAACUGCUAAUUCUGGCAAGUAAUUUUUUUGUCUUUGACAAAAAAAAAUAUUUUCUGGGGUACAGACUCCCUCUCAAGUAUUGAGAGGAAAGGUGUUCGUGGCAUUUUCCUUUCAGAAGCCAAAGACUUUCUCUGAAGGCCCAUGUGGAGCAGAUGAUUUUCUUGCUUCUUGCAGGAUGGAUUCUUCUAAACAAAUGGAGAAAGGGCAGAAAGGAUAAAAUUCCUACAGAGUGAGGGGACAUUCCCAGCUGCCUCCAUAGACUUGAAACACAGCAGCUAGUUUUCCCACUCUGGCAGGGGCAAUGAGUGCUGCUGAAAAAAUCUUUUGACUCUUUACUGCUAAAAGAGAAGCAUCUCAUGUUAGAAUCACUGAGAAUGCUGUCUGCAUAGUUGACAGCACAGACAUGACAGGUACUGUGUCAAUGCACCUCCCUCUCCUACCUGAAUAGUGAAGCCCUGUUUUGAAUAUAUUUUGGGAAGGGGGAAUAUUUUACAUUACAAGUGUGUAAAAAAAUUCCUCCCCUUAAACAGAUGUUACUGCUCUGAUUUAUUCUGCUUGAUGGGAGUGGGUGGAGGAGAGUGUCACUUGUUGCAAGGGAGAGGCAGGUUCAAGCCAGAAACUCGAAUUGGCGCUGCCUUCCUGUGAGCAUAUUUGACCUUUUCUUUCUAGAAGCAUAUUCCAAUAAAUGCUAAAAUUAGUCCUGAGUUUUACUUAGGCCUAUGCUGACAGCCAAAUGGGAACUUGCUAAUGUUCUAAGGGUUACCCCAUAAAGCUCCUUGCUACUGAAUUAUAGUAUAUGUGGGGCUCAAAAUACUGAAGGAACUGGAAAUUUAAAUGUCACAAAUCAAAUAGUUGUCUGUUUAUAACUGGUAAAGAAAAACAGAGCCUAAGUCUUGCACAAAAUAUAUUUCUCAACUUCUUCACAGAGUAUCCAUAAUUUUACUAGGAGCAAGGAAAGCAGCCAAAUACUGCCAAAACUGACUAAAGGUGAACAGUUAAUUUCACAAAAAGUAAUCUCUUGUUGUUUAAUGAUUAUCAUAAUAAAUUAUAAAUCUCUCUUCUGUUCUUCAUUUAAGGAAAUUAUCUAUCAUUGCAAUUUUUGGUGUUCAGUGUUUACCCCAGUCUGCUCAAUGAGCUCAGGUAAUGUUAUUACCUCCAUUCCAUGGGUGGAAAUGCAAAGGUAGUCAGGCUGCAGUGUCAGCUUAGCAGGCAGAUUUCUCGCCUGCAGAAGUUUUGGCCUUGUGGUGCAUUAGGAGUGCGGUGACGGUGUGGUUUGACUGGGGAGGAACCGGAGGUUGAGACAUCCCCUCUUUGCGCAGACUGAGUCUGCCUGUGGCUGGAGUGCUAGAGACAUUUGAGCUGAUCCGCCAUCUGUCCCAUGAGGAGGGUGACAGGCACACUUCUGCCAUAUUCCACUGCUUUCCUGCCCAGUGUAGCUCUUCUGAAACUCAGCAGCACGCACAGGCUCCAAGUGUCCCCUUCUGGGCUGGCUCUGCUUGUCUGGCCAGCCACCAGGACUGUACCAGGAGUGGAGCACAUCCGCCUCCAGAUUCUCUCCAAUCAGAACUAUAAAUGUGUCACCAGACCUGGAGCUAAAAGCAGGCCUGUAAUGAUGACUGAGCUGCUUGGAUGGACAAGAGUAUGGUCUCCCUGUUUUCUUUUGGCUUUCAGAGUCCCAUCCACAGACCGUCUUCUGGUAUGAUUUUCAGCAUUCAGCCAGCAGAGGUGCUGUGGCACCCACGUCAAAUUUCACAGCUUCAAAUGGUUGCAGGGAACCUGCAUGAUCAGUAAUCUGCGUGUGUGUCUAAGACAUUUUGCCUUUGGUAUAGCCAUGGUAAGUUGCACCCACAUCUUCUCCACCAAAGGCCCAUUCCAACAAGUUUGAGCCAGCAGUCUGCAAAAGUGCGUAGAGAGAAGCAAAACUGGAAUGGACUCUGCUUUUAAAAAUAAUCUUUACAAUAAUUUGUUGUGCUGAUGUGUGUUACGAAAGAAAAGAUCUUUCAUGAUUCAAACAGCCAUCCCGUUCCCAAGUGAGAUGCUGUUUUACUUGAUGUCAGAAAUUGUCAGAACUUGUGGUUCUGUUCCUCCCUGGGAUGCCCUGGCAUCUCGAGUGUCAUAGUCUGCUUCAGUGGGGAGGGCUGGAUGGCUGUCAUUCUUCUGUGUCUUUUUCAGGACAGGUAUCAUCACAGAUACGAUCAGCAGGACACAUCCUGGCUGCCGUCCCUCUGCAAGGUGGUGUACACUCACACAAUAUGCGAUUUCCCUGGCAAUGUAUAGAAUACGUUGCUAUAUAGAAAUAUGUUAAUGCAUGUACCUGCAUCCUGGCUCAGGUUUCCCCUGCUCAGUUGAAAACAAGGACAGGUAAGCACUGGUUAGGGACAAGCCAUUAUUACACAGACCUGCAUGCUGGAGUCGUGGUGCAGGCAAAGGAGGGAAAAAGUUAAUAAGCCCCCUUGGCUGUGGAAAUUGCGGUUCUUAGGAAUCUGUUAUAGGCCAUUUAAGUAGUUUAAUCCCACUAUAGUAUCUCUUUAGUUUAAGUUGGAUUACUAAAAUACUAAUAUCCAGGCGUUGUGGGUUAGCACACCACCAAAUACAGCUGUCCUGUCUGUGUCCUCUCCCAACUUCUUGUGCACGCCCAGCCUCCUCGCUGAUGGGGCAGCGUGAGAAAAGGCUUUGACGCUGUGUAAGAACUGCUCAGCAACAGCUGGGACAUCAGUAUGCUAUCAGCACUGUUCUGGCCACAAAUCUGAAACAUGGCACCAUAUGAGCUACUGUGAAGACAAUUAACUCUAUCCCACCCAAACCCAAGAAAAUAGUAAGACAGGUAGUAGGAUGAGGGAAGACAAGGUGGUAGGGUAGUAACUCAGUAGGGCUUUGCAUCGUGAUUAAAGUCAUUAUUUUGAAUUCAUUCUUUCGUAAGUGUGUAUAAUGAAGGGCUUCCUGCUAAAUCUUACUUAGGUUUCCCGUGAGGGAAAGAGUCAGGAGAGGGCUUGGAUGAAAAGAAAUCGGUAGUUUGAAGAGCAGCUUAAAAAGAAUGCUGCCCAAAAGAAAAGCCUAAAGGAAGGAAAACACAGGAUAAGGAAGGUUGUAAAAGAAGAAGGUGCUGAAUGGGUUGUUUUAUAAUCCAGGGAUAAAAGUGUGACAGCGUUACGGAAUAAUUUAUUAGGUUAACUGAUACAUACAGAAAAAUGGACAAGCCUUUGCAAAACCAGAUCUUUUUCACGGCAAAAGGCAGCAAGCUUUAAAUUGCUUCUAAGAUACAUGUGGUUUUUUCUGACAGUUGCUGGUUGGUCUAGUAUUACUUUUCUGACAAAUGACAUCUAAAGCUGGCAUGAGCGAUAAGGAAGCAGUAACAGAGAAACACACAAGAAGGAAGCAAAUUGGAUUUGAAUAUGAGAAAAGAGAAAAUGUGAUGUUUCAUACUAAGUGCUGCAUGGUAUUAAAAGUGUUUGCAAACAUAAGAAAUUACUUAGAUGAUGUUUGUGCGCUUUCUGACACCAAACAGGUACUAGGGCUGCUGGUGGGGUGAGUAUUUAAGGUGCGUAGUGGUAGCAGCUGAGUUCCCCCCCCGGCCCUUGGCCUGUAAGGGCUGAGGACGUGCUGCUGUGGCGGCCGGCUGCAGACCCACCCCACGGCGGGUGGCAAAAGCAGAGCUGUGCCUGGGCAGCAGUGGGGAGGCUGAGCGCGGGAUGUUUCAAGUUAGGGAGAACAGUCAAGAAAGGAGAGUCAGUCUGUGGCCAGAAGAUGUGCCACCAGUGGCUUUCCACUUUGUUUAGUCUUUUUAUUACAUUUAAACACUGCUGGAGGUUUGGGAGUUUCAGUGACUAAUGACCAAACAAAGAUGUGUUUAGCACACUGAGUUGCAGCACAGGGCCAGUACAAAUAUAUUAUAGUAUGAUUUUAUGUUGCCCCCAACUUAAUUAUUACACCAUGUGUUUCCUUUGCCUUAACAAAAUUGUUCUCUUUUCCCCUCCGUAGGGUUUCUGGGUUUCCGUAUUAAAAAAAAAUAAUCUAUCCCUUCCUUCAGAGUUCUUGUAGAGGUCUUAAUUCUUCUUCGUAAAGAUCUAACAGGUGAGAGUUUUGGGGAGGAAGUUCAAGGGUAGCAUUGGUUUAUAGUUGAUCUGAGGGACAGCAAGGGUUCACAGCUUCACGUUGUGGCAGAUCCUCUAACCCACUGGCUCACAGCGCACACGGGGAGCUGCAGAGCCCCCAUUUAGCUGGAGAAGCAACUGUAACCCCAGCUUCUCUGCAUGAGGGGCCAUUUAGCUCCCUUGCUUGGAAUCAGGCGAGAGUCUGUUUUUGACAAAAUCCCUCAAUUUAAUGGAUUCAAAUCAAAGGAGUAGAAAACUUUGGGAUGGGAGUAGGGGCUGAAAAAGGGAGUUUCUUGGCAAGGAGAGAACGGGAGUUGAGGACAGUUUGGGAAAAACAGUUUGAGAGAGGGAGGUGGUGGAGAAAGUCAUGGGACGGAGGACAUGUACACGGAGGGCAUGUUAAGAAAUUUCUGAAGAGAAAACAGAAGGAUGACUCAUGUAUGUAGGAUGGGAGAGUAAGAUGCUACUGGGAGAGUCUGCUGCACAGGGUGAAGUUUGCUGGAGGACUGCCAGGUAAGAAAAUCAGGAAGGGCUGUGAGUUUGCUGCAAAGCUGUUUGACUGGAUAAAGAGUACGGAUCCGAUCAAGCCAUUGGGGAGGACUAAGGGGAAAUUUUCUCUUCAGACUGGUCUGGAAUGUCUUCUCCAGGUGGACAGAAUUUUCCACCAUAAACGAAAUCUUAAUACCAAACCCACAUUUAUUCUAUUUUGUGAACGCAGUAAUUGCUCCAGAAUAAAAGCAAUUUUAUUCAUGCUAGAGAAUUUGCAUGACUUACGCCAAAGUUAUUUGCCAAAGUAUACAGGUCCAAAUGAGAGCUAUAAAACUUCUUGGUCUUGGAGUGAAUACGUCAAAGUUGUGUUGUUUUUAUUAGUGCAUUGUUUUAGUAUAAACUUACAUUUAAAUGGUAUUGCAUGUGCCUUUCUGGUUAUGGAAUUGUUUGGGUGGAGGGACUAACAGAGAGAGGAAUGUGAAUCAAGGAAGGGAUCUAGGGGUUAUUGCUGAUGCUUAUGGAGGAAAAUGGCAUCAGAGAUCUAUUGGAAAUUUGUUGACUUAUGAAAUUUCUAAGCUAGUGUGCAGGAGUGGGCUCAGGAGGAAGAUAGACAGACAGACAGGUAGAUAAAAGUACAAUAAUUUGUUUUUCUGCUACCUCUCUAAACUCUUUUUCUAACCAUGAAAAUAUGCUUUGUCCAAGCUGAAUGAACCAUAGCCUUACUUACAUGGCAGCUUUGCCAGGACAACUUUGCAGUGUACGUAUUGUCUACUGCUAGGUGGCGAUUGAGGAAUAAUCAUAACUGUCAUGAUUAAACAUAAUUUAUCAUGGUGUUUCUGCAGUUUAAAAAAACAACCCCCUCCACAACAGAUACCCACACAAAAUGUCCAAUUUAGGUAACCUCUGCUCUCUUUCCUGUGUUUUCUUAAUGAACAGAAUCUUACAAAAGUUAAGCAAUCAGGAAGUUAGAGUUGUAGCUGUCUAAAGUGCACUUCUAAUCUGAAAAAUCAUAUGAAGAAGUAAUAGCCUGCAAAAUGUUGAUCCGUAAGACGUCGUGAAGACCAUCAUAUUUGAAUCCCUGAAGUCUGCGUUUUGUUUAAAUAUGUUCUCUUUUCUGUCCCUUUUAUUAUGAGGAUAACCUUGAAAAGUACAUUUUUAAAUGUUUUUGAGCUUGAGGUGGUCUGACUAGGUGUGAUCGGGAUGUCUUCAGAUCUACUUAUGAAGUAGUACACUUAAGCUCCACCAGACACAGCAGUCAUACUGCUUGGCACAGCCAGCAAAGAGGCUGUGUUACUGCCUUGCGUAGCGCUUACGUGGUGACAGUAUAAAUGUCCCCCUGUAAAGGAGAUUAAGGAUUGUGACCUAAACUGUCCUGGCUGCGAUGGUGCACUCAUGCUGCUUCACGAUGGGCUGUGCUUUGGGGAAGGAAGAGGCACAAGCACACUGUGUUUGAAGAGGGCUGUCAGACUUCAGGCACACAAAAGUAUCCUGUUCAUUCGCACUGCGCUGUGACUCACUGAUAUAAUUGGAAACACACUCUGUUUAUUUGUAUCCCGAAAACUAAUGAGCUUAACUGACUCCUCCUUUAGGAAUAUUGAGAUACAUCUUGUGUUUCGAUGGAUCACCAAGCCUAGCAUUUUCAUGGUCAACAUCGUUGUUUGUUUAGAAAUAUCAUAAUUCCCUACCACAUAGUAAUUCCCAAAUGCAACCACUCAUAAAUAAAUACAGAGCAGCUUGUUUAUCUUGGGAGAGAGGCAUCAAUUCAGCAGGUUAGGAAUUUUGCAACAUAAGGCUUUUGGAAAAUGGUGAUUAGCUGCGAGCAGAGCUGUUAAUGGGUGAAUCAGAGUUGAUAGGAAUUUUUGCUAAGGGUGUUGACUGCAUGCAAUUUUUGCUUGAAAUCAAAGGAGCUCUGAAAGCAGCACCUGUGCAUGGAUUGAUGGUGCCCUGCAGUCAAAUAGUAGUUCCAGUAACAAAACGUUAUUCUCUACUCUGAGUUUCUCAUUAGCUGUUUCUUUGCAGGAAAUCUUGAAGGAUCUUGGUUUUCUCCCUGAAUGGAACAGGAACAGUUUUCAAAGUUUGAAAAGUGUCCGGACACGCCUCCUAACCAUUUCCGAACUGUAAUUGUCUUAAUAUACCAUCUUUUUUAAUUUUACUAGUAAAACUUACAAACUGUCUGCCAAGUCACAUUCAAUACAGAUGAUAUACAAUAUUUAUUUUUAUCAUACAUUUUCCUAAUGAAACACAAGUAUGGGAAUUAAGGUAAAAUACUGCAUCAUGACGACCAAGAUCCUAAGGAGGUUGGUGACAUUUAGCAAGACAUGAUGUUUCAAAUGUAGCCAUUUUGAAUGACUGGUCUGAAUUAUACUCAUGUGAGAGAGUCAUGUAUGAUAAACAGAUUUUCACUGUUAGAUCCUAGUGAUAUGAAGGUUUA